Messenger RNA from Lytechinus pictus (painted urchin), 2868 nucleotides. RefSeq names its product ribosome production factor 1-like. Gene Ontology annotation, biological process: maturation of LSU-rRNA; maturation of 5.8S rRNA. Gene Ontology annotation, molecular function: rRNA primary transcript binding. Bases 105 to 1040 code for a protein of 311 amino acids. The transcript has 9 exons. The record is from RefSeq and is a predicted model, not a curated record. NCBI's taxonomy places the organism in Eukaryota, Metazoa, Echinodermata, Echinoidea, Temnopleuroida, Toxopneustidae. Gene Ontology annotation, cellular component: nucleolus; preribosome, large subunit precursor.
ACAGACACCAUACAAUUUACCAUCUUACUUUUUAUAGUCGCGGCCGCGUGGAAUUUUCGUACGCUGGGAUUUCGUUUUUCGUCUGCUGUGAUCGAGUUGAAAAUAUGGAAGAACAAAAUGCCGAACCGGAGCCUCAAAUGCCUAAAAGGACGCUUGCCCAUAUCAAAAAUAAGCAGCGGAGACAAGAAUUAUUCAGAAAGAUGCAGAUUGAGAAGCGGAAGGAAAAACUGAAGGAAAAGAAAAAGAAGAAGAGGGAAGAUGAGAAAGCAGGUGACAAGGCACCGCCCAAGAAGGUUCCCAAGACGAUUGAAAACAUGAGAGUGUUUGAUGAGACCAUGGUAAACCCAGAAGAUGAAGAGGUAACCUAUGAUGAAGCGACAGAUGAAAUGGCUCCAUACUUCAACCGAGAAACAAUGCCUAAGGUUCUCAUCACCACUUCAGAUAAAGCUGCAUGGACUACCAGGAGAUUAUGUAAGGAGCUGAGUAGCUGUAUACCUAAUUCAGAAGUGCACCAUCGAAGACAUCUACCGCUGAAGAGAAUCAUCAAGAGGGCACAGGAGAAAGAUUUCACAGAUCUCAUCGUCAUCAACAAUGACAGGGGCAAAGCCAAUGGUUUGGUGAUGAGUCAUUUUCCUGAUGGACCUACCUGUCAUUUUAAGCUGUCCAACGUCAAACUCAGACAAGAUAUAAAGCGUUGUGGAAAGCCGACAGAUCAUCAACCAGAACUGAUCCUUAAUAACUUCAACACGCGCCUUGGUCAUACCGUUGGCCGACAGAUCGCUGCCCUCUUUCCUCAUGAUCCAAACUUUGUUGGACGAAGGGUCGUUACUUUCCAUAAUCAGAGAGAUUUUAUAUUCUUCAGACAUCACAGAUAUGUUUUCAAAGACAACAAGAAAGUAGGCUUACAAGAGCUAGGUCCUCGGUUCACUCUCAAGCUUAGAUCAGUACAGAAAGGAACGUUUGACUCCAAGUUUGGUGAAUAUGAAUGGGUGCAUAAGAGGCACGAAAUGGACACAAGCAGGAGGAAAUUCCAUCUUUGAUGAGUAUCUUAUCUCUAUCUCACGUUUUACAUGAAUGCAUUAAAUUACUAUUGACAUUAUAAAGUUAUAUCCCCAUGUUCUGACAUCCAUAUUAACUUAGGCCAUGGUCUCAAGCCCAGCAAACAUUAUACGAUUCGCUUGCGAUCCAAUUCUGUGAAACUUUGUAAUAUCAUUUGAUAUGAACAUUCCAACCUGUAAGAUCUUAACAAUCAAAGUUCGGAAUAGUAGUAUGAAUAUUAAAAUCAGACUUCCAGUCUAUUGCUAGCCUUGCUGAAUGACUAAAAUCAAAUGAAAUUCUAAAUCAUAUUGAUAUAAUAGCAAGCUAGUCAUCAGCUUACCCUUUUUGUAGGUGAUGUGGACCACUCUAACCACAAGGCUUGCAGUAAAACAGAAUUUUGAUUUUGAUAUUCUUAACUUUGUUCCAAACUUCAAAUUAGAUGAAUUUACCUGUUCGACUUACAUUCUUAUAAAUUCAAAGUUUGUUAGAGGAAUCAGGUCACAGUUAGAUUGGAAAGUGUGGGGCAGGCUUAAUCACUAAGGAGAUAAUAAUGAUAAUAAUAACAGUCAGUUCUUGUAAAGCGCAUAACACAUUAUGAAUAACGUCUCUAUGCGCUUCCAAAGGACUUGGAUAUUGAUGAAUAUCAGAUUUACCCAACUCAAUCACACUUCAUUUCAAGCCAAUCAAAGAAAAGCAAGAAUAUUUUUGUUUUGUCCAAUCUUGAUUUUGGUCAGUUUUUAAUCGAUUUUAGGAAUUUGUGCUAGGAAUUCAAGGAUAUAAAUUACUUACAAAUUGGGCUUCCGUAUAAGCAAUGAUUUCUGAUGUUUAAAUCAUUAUGACCAGAAGGAUUUGAGCCAUUCUUAUACUCUCGAUUUUAUGAUUGAAGUGUUCACAACACAUCCACAACAGAAGACAACAGAGAUUCUGAUAUUAGAUUACUCACUCCCAAAUGGAGUUAAAUAUAACUACAUUUUAUUUAUAUGAAUGUUAUCAAUAUGUGCUUAUACAUGUGCAUGGUAUAGGUGUUGAAUAUUAUGUUAAAAUAGACAAUAUACAAAAACAUUCUAUUUAAUGAUUAAAAAACAUUAAAAGUUACAUGAUUUAAUGGUAAUCUUACUGUUAUGUAUAAGGCCCAAGUACAGUAUGAUAAAAAACAAUCUUAAAAUAAUGUGCCUUCACAAAGUUAUAUUUGUGAUUAAAAAAAGGAUCUUUUGUCAUUUUACAAGCAAGCAAAACAUUGUGAAAUAAUGAAAAGGAUUGAAAACAGAUUUUGCUGAAAAUUGCCAACAAAGAUAGGCAUACAUUGACUUGAUUAUGAUUUGGGAUAUUGAGUAAUUAAUUUUAUUGUCACCACUCUGGAAUAUUUACCUCAAAAUUGUCAUGAUCAUCUCCUGAUCAUGCUCAUUUUUUUUAAAUUUCUGAAUAAUUACUCAUUUUCAACUAGAAUCACUGAGCACAAUAUUCUAUUGAUACAUACAAACAUUUGGUAGACAUUUGGGCAAUUCCAUAAUACGUCUGACCCCCCAUAUGUGGAACCUUCAUGAAAAUUUCUGUCUCUGAUUUAUUGUUCUUUUGACAGUCUGCAAUGCUCUCAAAUGACCAUGACUUGUUCAGUUUAUGAAGUGAAGUAAAACUGAAGAAAAAUGGGGGUCAGACGCACAAAGGUUGAUUAUUUCAUGGAAGUGCCCAUUUUGUUAAAAUUGUAUGAGACAUCAAUUUCGUGGUCGAUACUACCACUGUAUCUUGUGGAGUAUUUGGCGGGAUAUAUGAAGCAUUAUUGUGUUCCAAGUUGAUAUGGUUGAUAUUAAAGUUGUAGUCACCCCCUGUAAA